CCCUACCCACCCCACACACAUAGGCAUUGCAUAUGUGGCUCUUGCCAUUCAUUCUCCAUGUUCUGAACUUGCCCUUUUCCGGUCACGAGAUAAAGAAACAGGGAGUAGUGAAUAUUAAUCCCAAAGCUCACGCCUUUUUCAGAUAAUUCAUACAUUUUCCUUUGUCAUUUGCAUAUAGACGCACAUAUCUAGGGAAUCAUCUGCUUUUGGGCGUCUUUGACAGAUUGGGUUUUGCUUUAUCAGAUUGGUUUCUCAAAGAAAGACACAGAUAGGGCAAGAAACCUUUUAAAUGUGGCAUGUAUGAUGCAUGUGGAUUAUGUAUGGAUAAUAUGAUCUGAUUUGAGUCUGUGAAGACCCAACCCACCUUUCAAAAAUUUGAGAAAGAGAGAAAGAAACCCCCNNNCCCCACCCCCACCCGAAUUGUAGAGUGAGAGAAGAAUUUUGCAUAGCUUGUUGAGGUGAAAUGUUGGAAAUGGUUGGGGAAGGAGGAUCUGAAAUGGAGCUUCAGAACAGUCCAUCCAAUCCGCAGAGAUCCAAAAGCUUUACAUUCAGAGCUCCCCAGGAAAACUUCUCCAUCCAAGACUUUGAAUUGGGAAAGAUCUAUGGAGUUGGUUCUUAUUCCAAGGUUGUUAGAGCUAAGAAGAAAGAUACUAGAAAUGUUUAUGCCAUGAAAAUCAUGGACAAAAACUUCAUCUCCAAGGAAAAUAAGAUUGCAUAUGUGAAAUUGGAGCGCGUUGUACUUGAUCAGCUAGACCAUCCUGGCAUUGUGCGUCUAUGUUUUACAUUUCAGGACACCUUUUCACUAUACAUGGCUCUCGAGUCUUGUGAAGGUGGAGAACUUUUUGAUCAGAUAACUAGGAAAGGACGCCUGCCAGAAGGUGACGCUCGUUUCUAUGCCGCAGAAGUUGUAGAUGCUCUUGAAUACAUACAUAGCAUGGGAUUAAUACAUAGAGAUAUUAAGCCAGAGAACCUGCUGCUUACUGCAGACGGGCACAUCAAAAUCGCGGACUUUGGCAGUGUUAAGCCCAUGCAAGACAGUCAAAUAACAGUACUACCAAAUGCCGCCUCGGAUGAUAAGGCUUGCACCUUUGUGGGAACAGCAGCUUAUGUCCCUCCAGAGGUUUUAAAUUCUUCACCUGCAACUUUUGGAAAUGACCUCUGGGCACUUGGCUGCACAUUGUAUCAAAUGCUCUCAGGGACAACUCCCUUCAAAGGUGCUAGUGAAUGGCUCAUUUUUCAAAGAAUCAUUGCCAGAGAUAUCGAAUUUCCGAACUACUUCUCUGAUGAAGCGAGAGAUCUUAUUGAUCGGCUGUUGGACAUUGAUCCUAGCAGAAGACCUGGUGCAGGUCCAGAUGGCUAUGCCUCACUUAAAAACCAUCCUUUCUUUCGAGGGGUUGACUGGGAAAAUUUAAGGGCUCAAACCCCUCCGCGGCUAGCUUUGGAUCCAAAAUCACAAUCCUUUCACAGUGGAGGCGAUGAUCAAGAGUCGUGGAAUCCCACACAUGUUGGGGAUGGUUCAGCUGGAACAAAUGAUGGAGCCUCAUCAUCAUCUUCUGAAGCCGCUGCCGCCAGUAGCAUCACAAGGCUAGCUUCAAUUGAUUCUUUCGACUCGAAAUGGAAACAGUUUUUGGAUCCUGGGGAGUCAGUACUGAUGAUCUCCAUGGUUAAGAAGAUACAGAAGCUGGCUAACAAGAAAGUGCAGCUCAUCCUCACAAACAAGCCGAAGCUUAUUUACUUAGACCCGUCAAAGUUGGUUGUCAAAGGGAACAUUAUAUGGUCCGACAAUCCGAAUGACCUCAGCGUUCAAGUCACCAGCCCUUCAAACUUCAAGAUUUGCACCCCAAAGAAGAUCUUGGCCUUUGAGGAUGCCAAGCAGAGAGCGUCGCAGUGGAAAAAGGCAAUCGAGGCUCUUCAAAACAGGUGAUUUGAUUUCGUACAUGCAAACACACAUACUUUGGUUGUUGCCCUAUGGAAGCAGUUGGAUUGCCAAGAGAAAAGGAAAGAAGAAAUAUGGAUCGAAACGACUCUCAAAGGUGAACCUGCGGCCCCACCUGGGGGAAGAAAUCUGCGUACGUGUUUAACCAUGGUUAAGAGCUUUCUGAGUGGACGAUGGGUCGAGAUGGGUGGCACGUAGUCGAAUGACCUUCGGGUUGUGCUGUAAAACACCAUCAAAUGCAUAGCAGAUAAACAUUGUAAAAUAUUGCCACCGCCCCACGACCUCUGCCAUUUCUCCUUUGCUUCUUGCACUUUCUACACCGCCACCAGCCACCGCUCCACGACCUCUGCCACCGCCCCAAGUCACAGUCUUCCUCACCUUAUUAAUAAAUACUGGACUAAUUCUGGGACUAUUGUUCCUGCAAGAAAUCUUUUUCACUUUAUUCAGAUCUUGCCCGGAGCCUCCCACGAAUGCACGAGAGUCAGGCGAGACGUGCCGGCACGAGCUCUAUGUGGGACCUACGUGAUGAUGAACUAAGAAAAUUGAGGAAAGAGCUUGAAGAGAUGAGAUAAUCUCAAGCGCGUGAAUUGCUAACAAUCAAAGAGGAGAUGACUCGGCUAUAUGGAGGAGUUAUCCCACCAAGAAAUGAAAAUAGUGAUGGAGGUACAGAAGAACAGGGUAUGCAGGAGCUUGACAUGUUCCUAACUGAAAACAUUUAUAAUCUUACAUGAAUUUGAUAAAUACAUAAGAUUGUGAUGA
Molecule: messenger RNA, 2695 nt
Organism: Cuscuta campestris
Lineage: Eukaryota; Viridiplantae; Streptophyta; Magnoliopsida; Solanales; Convolvulaceae
Source: the annotation of a GenBank genome assembly